This is a messenger RNA of Centruroides sculpturatus (bark scorpion), 719 nucleotides long. RefSeq lists its product as uncharacterized. Lineage: Eukaryota; Metazoa; Arthropoda; Arachnida; Scorpiones; Buthidae. The coding region runs from base 21 to 719 and encodes 232 amino acids. The record is from RefSeq and is a predicted model, not a curated record. The transcript has a single exon.
UUCUACAGUUUAUUGUUGAUAUGCAAGCAAAAAUAGAAGCAGAAAGAUUGCUUUACAUUUGCCAAAAUCAAAGUAAGUUACGAACAGAUGAAUACAUUCGUUUGCGGGAUGUGGCAGUCAGUGAUGGAAAUAUUGAAAAUCUGGAGCAAUUAGUAAUUUUGCCUUCUAUAUUCACCGGUAGCUCCAGACAUAUGCUUGAAUAUACACAAGAUGCAAUGACUUAUGUGAGGAAGUAUGGUCAUCCUGAUUUGUUUAUAACAUUUACAUGUAAUUCAUCAUGGAAGGAGAUUAAAGAUGAGUUACAGUAUGGACAACUUCCACAUAAUAGACAUGACAUAAUUGUGCAAGUGUUCGAACAAAAACAAAUAAAAUUUAUUAAUGCGAUUGUAAAGAGUCGUAUUUUUGGAAUUGUCAUUUCUUGGAUGUACUUCAUUGAAUGGCAAAAAAGGGGAUUGCCACACUCACAUGAUUUAAUUUGGCUCAGAGAGAAAAUUCAUUCAAAUCGAAUUGAUGAUGUUAUCAAGGUGGAGUUUCCAAACCCGAUUGAAGAUCCUGUUUUGUAUGAAAUAAUUGUAAAAAAUAUGAUCCAUGGACCAUGUGGAGUACUUAAUAUGCAAUCACCCUGUAUGAAAGACGACAAAUGCUCAAAGCAGUAUCCGAGAUCAUUUUUAAAUGAAACCCAAAUGGAUGAUGAUGGACAUCCAAAAUACAGAUGUUGA